UUCAUAUUCCACAGGUGUGGAAUAUGAAUUUUUAUACGUAUCCCUUAUAGCUUCUGACCGCGCUACAAAAUAGAAUCGAGCUUGCUUGAAUUGUUGUUACUAUCGUAACUAAUGUAAUUGAUUUGACAACACUUCGCAAAAUAAAACAUUUUUGACUUUUGCAGUAAUUUUGCAGUUUAAUUCUGACAGUGAAAAUGAAAUUCGAUGCACCCCUCCUGAAAUUCGUGAAGCCGCGAAAUUAGCAUCAUUGGAAUUACUUCCAGAGAAAUCACGAAAAAAUUACACAAUUGUAUAUAACAGCUUUAUGGACUGGCGACUAAAAAUUGGCACAAAUUCGUUUUCCGAAGACACUUUGUUGGUAUAUUUCAAGGAAUUGACAAAAAAAUGUAAAUCGUCUACAUUGUGGAGCCAUUAUUCCAUGCUUAAGAGCACACUUAACCUUAAACAUAAUAUGAAUAUAGAAUCUUACGCAAAAGUUCGAGCUUUAUUAAAAAGGCAGUCAGAAGGCUACCAACCCAAGAAAUCAAAGGCAUUUACUGGAGAUGAAAUAUACAAAUUUAUAACUGAAGCACCGGAUACUAAAUACCUAGCCACGAAGGUUGCAUUAAUAAUGGGAGUGAUGGGAGCUUGCCGCUCAAAUGAGUUAUAUGAAAUGAAAACAAAGGAUCUGCAAUUUUUUGAAGGUUGCAUAAACGUAUCGGUUCCAAUUACGAAGACAAAAGUUCCCAGAAAUUUUACUGUUACCGGAGAUUUUUAUAAUAUCGUCAAAAAAUAUUCAGAGCUCAGACCAUCGGAUGUAUCAAGUUCUUUCUUCCUAAAUUUUCAAAAUGGGAAAUGCACAAAACAAGUUAUUGGUAUAAAUAAAUUUGGAAGAAUGGGUAAAGAAAUAGCAGAAUUUUUGAAACUACCGGAUCCAGUAAAAUACACAGGACAUUGCCUUCGACGAUCUUCUGCCACUUUGUAUGCUGAUGGAGGGGCCAAUAUGACUGCCCUUAAACGCCAUGGGGGAUGGAAGUCAGCCUCUGUGGCUGAAGGUUAUAUUGCUGACUCUAAAAAAAAUAAAAUGGAUGCCGCCAAUAAAAUUUUGCACCAAAUCAAUCCAAAUUCUAUCAGUAUUUCGAAUGCAAAUUCAUGUCCAUCUACAUAUGCUGAUGGUGUCAGCAAUUUUACUAUUGAUAAUUUUGCCAUUACCAAUAAGACCAGUGAUGUAAAUAUUAAUACUACGAAAACACCUCCAACCAUACAUUUUAAUAAUUGUCAUAACCUUACAAUUAAUUUUAUAAAUAAAUAAACUUUAGUUGCCCUAGUAACAGCAAUCCAAUCAUACGCUAAUUUUAAAUAAUUCAUU
This is a messenger RNA of Anoplophora glabripennis (Asian longhorned beetle), 1348 nucleotides long. RefSeq lists its product as uncharacterized. The transcript has 2 exons. The record is from RefSeq and is a predicted model, not a curated record. Bases 305 to 1291 code for a protein of 328 amino acids. Gene Ontology annotation, biological process: DNA integration; DNA recombination. Gene Ontology annotation, molecular function: DNA binding. NCBI's taxonomy places the organism in Eukaryota, Metazoa, Arthropoda, Insecta, Coleoptera, Cerambycidae.